This is a messenger RNA of Purpureocillium takamizusanense, 2461 nucleotides long. RefSeq lists its product as uncharacterized. Bases 289 to 2241 code for a protein of 650 amino acids. The transcript has a single exon. Lineage: Eukaryota; Fungi; Ascomycota; Sordariomycetes; Hypocreales; Ophiocordycipitaceae. The record is from RefSeq and is a predicted model, not a curated record.
CACCUCACCACCUCAACUCUCGACGCCCCCUCGGGCCACUGACGAACGCGUUCCAUGAUCACGGCCAGUCGUGCGACCCAACGCCCAAGCCGCUCGCUGCCCGUUACGUCCAGCUUUGCACCUGCAGCGCUUACCUGCACGAGCGACACGCCCGCGACCACGAGCCAUCACGGGUCCCCGCACCGUAUGCGGUCAUCAACGACCAAUGCAGAUGCGACGACGGCUUGAGCCCAUCUUCUCCCCUUGACGCCGUGGCCGCCUCGUCGGCUGGGGCCAGCAGCGCACGCCAUGUCAUCUGUAGAGCGCAUCGAGACGCUUCUGCGGCGUGGCAACGCCCUCGUCAUACCCAAAGACCAGCAGCGACUGCUCGAAACCGAAGUCGCGUGGGCGCCGAAGCUGAGGAACGCGCCUGAAGACCUCCUCAACGUCCCCGACCAUGUCAUCAAGAGUGUCAAGCAGGCCUACGUCCAGGCGAAGAAGUUGAGCCGCCAUGGCGGGCCCAACUCCAAUGGAACCAAACGCCCAUCAAGUUCCGAUCUUCCGCCUCCCAAAAGACACACUUGCUCGGAACUUCCAGUGCCAACAACCGUGGAACAGGACUCUUCGCCAAUAGCGUCUCCCAAGAGCCAAGUAUGCGACAAGAGCCCGUCACCACGUCGUGAUCACGCGACACGCAGCCCGGCUCUCGUCCCGCUUCCAGAUCGCCGUGAGAGCCCCAGGCAGUCAUCGCGAAUGCCCCCUCCACCGGUCCCAGCACUCCGACAGGACGUCUACGCCAUCCCUUCUGACUCCAGUGAUGAGGAGGAUGAUCUUGAAGUCGAAGUGCCGCUGGCGGGAGAGCGCCAGGCCGCCCGAGUCAACAUGGCCGCAUCUCAUCGCCUCUUGGCGGCCACGCCAUACCAAGAUGUCACAGCAGACGUGCUUGAUACGCCGCCGUGCGCACAGCCUAGCCACUCGAUCGUUCCGGAGACUCUCCUGAAAAACGCCGGGCCUCAGCCUGAGGUUGUGCGCCAUGAAGACCGACAACAUCGGCACAAAAUGUACACUCUCAACUCGAGCCCGAUAAAGCCUCUCACGACGGCCGCACGAUCAAGGCGUAUGGCUACCACCAAGACCUUUGCGGGGGGCGCCGAUGUCAGCAGCUCGUAUUCUACGUCUUCAAGCUCCGUGGUUCCCGGUACGCUUGCUAGCUCAACCAUGAAUUCGGUCCUAGCAUCCGUCGAGCAGGGCGAUACCAUCAUGGGGGUGAAUGAACCACAAGAGUCGGAUGACUCAGACUCGGACGAUGCGGCUCCAUCGGUUCAUGCACAAGACGUGCCCGUUGCCGCUUCCGUGCCCUCCCUGCCGGAUGAGUCGCCACCAGCCCCCCAAAACAUGAAUCCGUUUGGUAAAUUUGCUACGACAUACCCAGACUACGUAGGGCUAUACCGAGGUGGUCUGUGGAGCUUUAUCAGGGCCCUCAUCUGUCUCGAGUAUCUGAAAAGCGAGCGAUUGAUCAAGGAAAGCGGGUACGAUGAAUUCAUUCGAGCUUUCUCCCAUGGCUACCUGGAUUAUGUUUCGCGAGCAGGCCCCGGCCAAGAGCCUCUGCCUGCGGUGGAAUGGUUCAACAUGCUGCCUGGACGGCAGCUUUACAACGACAUGGUCGUCAGAGCCGACAAUCUGAAUGCCAUCAUACGGUCGUUUCCGCACGAGGUGUCGCGGGCACGAAGAAUUGUUCGAGGAGCUUCGGAGGAGGCUCCUCUGGUACGGAACUUGCCGAGUCCGCAGAGAGGGCUUCGGGGUUUAAGCUCGCAGCGAGAAUCUCGGAGCUUUAGUUCCAAGGCACCGGAGCCUCAACCAGAUCCAGAACCCGGGGUUAUAUCGAGUGGCGAGGCCACGGACGUGGACCCGCCGGAAACUCGCCCUGGCCGGCGACGACAGCAACUCGAAGAGAGACCGUCCGGCCCCGCAUCAUCUGAGCAGUCAGUUCGGACAUCCAGUCGGGUCCAAGCAGCAGGAUCCAGACCAGUCCCGGAACCGGCAACGCCAGCGACAGCGACGGCAUCGUCGACCCAAGGACGGGCCCCGCGGUCAUCGGGCUACUUUGCGAGGCUGAACGCCAGGGUGUCGAAGAGCCGUCAGCAAGCGCUCGAGGAACACAACUCACGUGUUCAAAAGCAUCUGCGCAGAGAGGGGUCGAGCCGCCGCAGUUCCAUGAGCGGCAGCGGCCAGACUGAAUCACUAGACAAAAGCGGGAGUUGAUUGGUCGGGAACGAGGAUGAAUUAAUCAUGAUGGAAGUGCUGGAAAGACACUUCUAACACUGCCGUAUACCCUGAAACUGGAGCGCAUGCCCAGUCGUGACGAGGUCGUUAGUGGGGAGCGAAAGAGUGGUGUUGCAUUGCCGUGCCUGGGCCUCAUUCUAGUAAUACCUGGGGCUAGCAUGCCCCGGUAUGUGCCUUUUCCAAUACAAGUACCUGGACC